Molecule: messenger RNA, 2564 nt
Organism: Helicoverpa armigera (cotton bollworm)
Lineage: Eukaryota; Metazoa; Arthropoda; Insecta; Lepidoptera; Noctuidae
Product: E3 ubiquitin-protein ligase SIAH1A
Exons: 10
Coding region: 1-1275 (424 amino acids)
Biological process (GO): multicellular organism development; proteasome-mediated ubiquitin-dependent protein catabolic process
Cellular component (GO): cytoplasm
Molecular function (GO): ubiquitin conjugating enzyme binding; ubiquitin protein ligase activity
Source: RefSeq, a predicted model, not a curated record
AUGCUUGGCGUGCAUACGCAUGGCUUAUCAGGUCGCUGUCGGGCGCCGCGGCCCGGCGUCAGGUCCGACAUCGACACCAGCCCGCCGGCGCCUGAGCCACAUCACUACGUCAAUGUCGACCAGUCUGAUGAUGAUGUGGAAGCAGUGUCGGAAACACCCGCUACAGCUGAGCAGAAUGAUGACAAUAACGCCGAGGAAGAACAUGCUGAGACGCCAACACACGACGCUUCAGCGGGCGCCAUCUCGUUGGAAGAAGAGAUAGUGGAAGUGGACGCCCCGGACGAACCAGACACCGCGCCCACUGUGGACGUCGAGUCGGAUGCACCGGAGCCGCAUAUCAGCAAUGAGAAUAACGCCGCGGCCACAACUUCUGAUGAGAAUGCUGAGUCAGCUCAGCCACAAUCGCCCUUCCAUGGCAUUAAAAGGAAAAGAGAGACAAAUGAAGAAAAUGCAGAGCCCUACUCUGUCCAAGAGUUUAACCAAAGUUUACUCCGUCUGCUGGAGUGCCCGGUGUGCCUGGAGUGGAUGGAGCCGCCCAUCUCGCAGUGCCGCCGCGGCCACCUCGUGUGCAGCCGCUGCCGCAUGCGCCUCGCCUCCUGCCCCGUCUGUCGGACCACCUUCUCGUCGGUGCGGAAUAGAGCUAUGGAGGGGGUGGCGGAGAUGUUGCGUUACCCGUGCCGGCACGGGUGCGGGCGCGAGGUGCGGCUGCGGCGGCGCGCGCCGCACGAGGCGUCGUGCGGCGCGCGGCGCUACCACUGCCCCGCGCCGCCCUGCGCCAGGCACCCACCGCUGCCACAUCACGAUCUCGCUCACCACUUCCAGUGCAAGCACCUCCCGAUCCUGAAGAUCGGCAGGAAGCACAAGUUCUCGAUGAAGGUGAACUCGGAGCAGCACGACACGUGGCUCAUCAUGGCGCUGGACGAGUUCUUCCAUCUGCGCGUUGACGUCGACAUCCGCACGUGGGGUGUCAUUGUGUAUGUCGCUUAUAUUGGGCCCAAGCGCAAGGCGAAGCAUUAUACUUAUGAGGUCACAGUGGAAGGGCACCACAACUCAAGGAGUCUGAAGUACGCGCGAGCCACUCACAGCGACCUUGAGAGUCCGUCCUUGAACGUGAGUCGUCAGGACUGCUUCCACCUGACCUUGGACCAGGCGCUCAACUUCCUUCGCUUCAAGAACAGGCACUGCGAGCCCGACAAGUUCUUGGACUUCGAUGUCGAAAUUGGCAAAUGUCAAAGCGCCAACUCUCAGGAAUCGAAAGAUGACUCCGAUUCUUAAACUGUAUGAAGAAAAUAUAGAUCUACUUUCGUGCAAUCGCGCAGAGUUAUAAACGCUGUGAUUACGGCGGAAUAUGCAUGUUCUCGAAUGUAUUUGUAUGAAGCAGCCGCGCUGUUUAAGUGAACUGCUCAACAAAGUGAAACUUGUGUAAAAACGGUGAAUCUGCACCUAUCGCAUUCUAUUUAAAACUCAUUAUACUUUGUUGUUUAUUACAAGGAUUCAGCAAGGUGUCAGUAGUUAAACUCUCUGAUUAAAUGUUGUCGUUACGAGGAAGACCUUACAGUUGUCUUUUCACAGUAUCUUCUUAUCUCAAGAGGUCCAAAAAAAUAUGUAUUGUGUUUCUUCGCAGUAGGGGACUAACAAAGGGAAGGGAUCAAAUCAUGAAGCUUGUAAAUCUUGCCCCGGGCCCCUGAAGGUCCUAGUCCGCCACUGUUCGUUGGAAAUAGCUCAUUGCUCGGCUUGGAUUUAAAUUCUAUAUCAGACGUGCUCUUAUUGGAACCUAGUGAUAAUGCCCUACGUAUACAACGCCUAGUAAAUAUUUAGAUCUUAUUCGUGUAGUCGUAGAACUCUGUGUUGGUAUUUAUACGGUUCUAUCAGAUAAUAUUAGCCAUGUUAGGGUUGCCAGACUUUUACUAUUUAGCCGGUCAGUUUUGGCUUUUUACACCUUUGUCCGGCUAAACUUUCUUAGACUUUCGAAUUUAUGUUAUGAUGAGGAGAAUAAUAACAAUGCACACUGUCCAUGACAAAAUCUUCCUAUGUAAAAACUAUAAGUUUCAAAAUUCAUCCGCCUUUCUGAAUAUUUUUUACCUGGCAACCAUAGCCAUGUAAGAGUAGGUUUAUACUAACUUCAGCUCCGAGUUCUAUUUGAUAAUAAAUAAAUCAUUGUUGUAAGGCAUUUCCAUGUUAUGUUUUGAUCUAUACAUUUAAUACUAUACGUUCAAACUUAAUUUAUAAGGGACUACUCACACUUAUUCAGCUUAUGUCAAUAGAAAACAACCAUUUUAUAUGGAGAUGCGUACGCAUCCAUUCGCUUUCCGCGUUUAUUUGAGAAGCUGACGGUCUUCGCAGCGUAUUCCGUACGUAGUAGAUAGAAGCAUUUUAGCGGAGAUAACACUUACGCCGAAGUACGCCGAUGAUAGAAGUAAAACUGUAUAAGUGUGACCAAAAUCGUUCAGCGAAAUGUGAAUAGAGCUGAAUAAGUGUGCGUAGUCCCUAAAUCGUUAGUGUAAGUUGUAAUAUUAAUUUAGUGUUCUUCAUAAAAUAUUUAAAAAAUAAAGCCAAGAAAUAUU